AUGGCCGAGAGCCAAAACGCGUGCGUUUCAUUAAUCCGACGGUUAUGGACGGGAUCACGGGUUAAAAGACUCGGGGAGAAGGGAUUCCUCAUUCAUUCAGACUCAGAAAUAUUUCUAAGUGUCCAGAGAGAAACGGUUAUCGAGAGAGAAAGCGGUUUCCGAGAGUUUUCGUCUGUUCCGAUCGAUAUCGACCGUAUCGAUCGUCUGUUCCGACCGAGAGCGCCUGUUUCCGAUCGGUGGUCUGACCGAGAGCCGACCGUACCGAAGAUCCGAGAGCCGAACGUUCGACGAUCCGUCCGAGAGCGUCCGAGCGACCGUUCUGUAACCGUACGAACCUCCAUAGAUUCAAUGGUUGAUGAUUGCUUGUUAAUGUGUCUGAUUGCUUGUCGUACUGAUUCUGAUGGCUUGGUCGGAAUGGUCGGUCUAUUGGCGAGGGUUACUCGGCCGGUGGGCGGGAUGACCGCAUUCACUAAGCAAACUUGUUUGCUUAUGCCUCAUUUUAAUGUGGCAGGAACUGAUCCGACCAUAGGUGAUGGCCGGACUGACUGA
Messenger RNA from Microthlaspi erraticum, 549 nucleotides. NCBI's taxonomy places the organism in Eukaryota, Viridiplantae, Streptophyta, Magnoliopsida, Brassicales, Brassicaceae. The record is from the annotation of a GenBank genome assembly.